AUGGUGAGCACCGGGAGCGGGCCGGGGGGGCUGGUGAGCCCCGGGAGCGGGCUGGGGGGGCUGUCGAUCAUGUCGUACAACGGGGGGGCCGUCAUGGCCAUGCGGGGCCGGGGCUGCGUGGCCAUCGCCGCCGACCGGCGCUUCGGCAUCCAGGCCCAGACCGUGACCACGGACUUCCAGAAGAUUUUCCCUAUGGGAGAAAGACUCUACAUCGGGUUGGCAGGACUGGCCACGGACGUGCAGACAGUAGCCCAGAGGCUGAAGUUCAGGCUGAAUCUCUAUGAGCUGAAGGAAGGCAGGCAGAUUAAACCUCAGACUUUCAUGAGUAUGGUUUCCAAUCUGCUCUACGAGAGACGGUUUGGACCUUACUACACAGAACCAGUCAUUGCUGGGCUGGACCCCAUCACACACGAGCCUUUCAUCUGCUCCCUGGACCUGAUCGGCUGCCCCAUGGUGACCGACGACUUCGUGGUCAGUGGCACCUGCUCUGAGCAGAUGUAUGGGAUGUGUGAGUCCCUCUGGGAGCCUGACAUGGAACCUGAACACCUCUUCGAAACCAUCUCGCAGGCCAUGCUGAAUGCUGUGGACAGAGAUGCCAUCUCUGGCAUGGGGGUGGUGGUGCACAUCAUAGAGAAGGACAAGAUCACCACCAGGACCCUGAAAGCUCGGCUGGACUAGCCCAGCUCAGCUGCCUCUCACAGCCCAGCCUGCCUGCAUCUUUUUUUUUUUUUUUUAAAUAAAACUAUUGUAGUGAA
Molecule: messenger RNA, 755 nt
Organism: Apus apus (common swift)
Lineage: Eukaryota; Metazoa; Chordata; Aves; Apodiformes; Apodidae
Gene: PSMB3
Product: proteasome 20S subunit beta 3
Biological process (GO): proteasome-mediated ubiquitin-dependent protein catabolic process
Cellular component (GO): proteasome core complex, beta-subunit complex; proteasome core complex
Source: RefSeq, a predicted model, not a curated record